Molecule: messenger RNA, 10386 nt
Organism: Diatraea saccharalis (sugarcane borer)
Lineage: Eukaryota; Metazoa; Arthropoda; Insecta; Lepidoptera; Crambidae
Source: the annotation of a GenBank genome assembly
AAGCAAGGUGAAUAUACUUCUGGAAAAGAGGUUUAAUUUAUAUUAGAUGUCAUUUUAUUGAAUUUGUUUCAAAAAAUUCUGUAUAAAUUAAAAAAUAUUUGUAACGAUUUCUCGAUUUUGUUAUUAAUUUAUUACUUGACAACACCAAUUGCUGCAAGUUUGCGCAUGCGCCGAAUGGCGAUUUACAGUGAAUAUCUUUGAGUUACAGUUUUUUAAAUAAGAAAUUUUUAUCUUUAGUCGGUAAUAUAUUAUACAAAUGUGUAAAUUGUUAAUUGAUUUAGCUCAGGUACUUUGAAAAUAAAACGGUUUCAUAAUUUUUUUGGAGUGAUAAAGUGUAACAUUGGUGGCCAUUACAAAAUCUAAACUUUUUUAUCAGAGAACAAAUGUCCAUUUGAUGUUUCGGCGACGUUGUGACUAAUGCAUGGAAAGCUAAUUAAAAAUUGCAUAUCCUUCUUCUACCUGUGAAAUAACCAUGAUUUUGAGAUAAAUUUAUAUAGUGCAGUGUUUUAGUGUUAAAAAAACCCAAAAAUUUUACGCAAUAGCAGUGACUAUUUGUGUUGGUGUUAUUUGGAUUGUGGCAUGGGGAGUGGCGAACUCCGCGUGCCAUCUUCGAGGCUGUGACAUGGGCUGCUUUGCUGCGGCCUCCACUGGUGGGCUCUCAGAGUGAUAGGAGUGUCAGGCUAGGAGCCUGCACAAUACCUCUAGUAUUAUGAACAAACGUGAGAGCAACAAGGAUAAAGAACGUCAAAGUGACGAUAAAAGAACUUCUACCGCAACAGGGGCGGUGGGCGGGCGCGGCGUGGGCAGCAGCGCGAUGCACACGUCGCGACACUCCGUCACCUCGUCCUCGGGCGUGCUGAUGGUCGGCCCUAACUUCAGGGUCGGCAAGAAGAUCGGCUGCGGCAACUUCGGCGAACUUAGGCUCGGAAAAAAUCUAUACAACAACGAGCAUGUAGCCAUCAAGAUGGAGCCGAUGAAAUCGAAGGCGCCGCAGUUGCAUCUCGAGUACAGAUUCUACAAAUUACUAGGCACCCACGCGCCGUCGACGGCAGAAGGCAUUCCGGAGGUGUAUUACUUCGGACCGUGCGGUAAAUACAAUGCAUUGGUGAUGGAGCUGCUCGGUCCGUCGCUCGAGGAUCUGUUCGAUCUGUGCGGCCGCCGUUUCUCUUUAAAGACUGUGUUAAUGAUCGCUAUGCAGUUGUUGCACCGCAUCGAAUAUGUCCACACGAGACACCUUAUUUAUCGGGAUGUGAAACCGGAGAAUUUUUUAAUAGGUAGAACUGCAACUAAGAGGGAAAAAAUCAUUCACAUCAUUGAUUUCGGUUUGGCCAAAGAAUACAUAGACUUAGAGACAAACAAACAUAUCCCAUAUCGGGAGCACAAGUCACUCACAGGGACUGCGAGAUAUAUGUCAAUAAACACACAUUUAGGAAAAGAACAAUCUAGACGCGAUGACCUAGAGGCUCUCGGGCAUAUGUUUAUGUAUUUUUUACGUGGUUCCUUACCCUGGCAGGGUUUAAAAGCUGAUACACUCAAAGAAAGAUACCAAAAAAUUGGUGACACCAAACGAGCAACACCGAUAGAGGCGUUGUGCGAGGGGCAUCCGGAGGAGUUAGCCACGUACUUGCGCUACGUUCGGCGGCUGGACUUCUUCGAGACGCCCGACUACGAUCAGUUGCGGCGAAUGUUCCGCGAUCUGUUCGAACGCCGCGGCUACGUCGACGACGGCGAGUUCGACUGGACCGGCAAGACAAUGUCUACCCCAGUGGGCUCUAUUCAGACGGGACAUGAGAUUGUCGUGUCUCCAAACCGCGAUAGACAUCAACCCUUCCACAAGGUGGUGAGUUCGACAAACGGCGAGUUGGGCGCGGACGAUCCGACAGCGGGCCACAGCAACACGCCGAUCACGCAGCCGCACCACGAGGUUGACGUUGUGGACGACACCAAGUCAGUGUUCCAACUGUGCUGUUGCUUCUUCAAGCGUAAAAAGAAGAAGUGCGCCGCCCGCGCCGGCAAGUGACGCGAGUGUGCCUGACCCCGCCCCCGCCCCCGCCCCGCCCCCGCGCACGCCCCCGCCCCAGACCCCGCCCACUGGCAAGCCACGCCCCUCCACUAAUAACACACCCGUCACUGUCCAUUUCGAGCGAAAUGUAAGCAACAUUCAUUAUUUCUUCUUACGCAAUAUUACAUUAUUUGAAUGCAAGAUUUGUUACAGAAUAAAAUGUCUCUGAACCGACCAAUAAUUUUUAUGCGUACCUUUUACUGUUGUUGUCGUUUUAUUAAAAGUAUUCAUAAUAAUAAUAUCAUAAUAAAUAUAUAUUAUAUUUAAAUAAUAUAAAUAUUUACAAUACACGAGUGUUGCCAUAGAUUAUUUCUAAGGGACACAGUUUAAAUGAUGAUAUGUGCGUAAUUACCAUACUUAUUUACUAGUGAAUUAUUUGAUCUGCCUUUUUAAUAAGUCGCAGACAUAUAUGGGAGUGAUAAAGCAUAAAAUAAGAAUAGAGUGCGCUCACAAAUAAAGCUCAAGUCUGUUACGUAUUCCUAGGCUACGGUGACCUUAAAAUUGGCGAUUUUCAAUUAUUUCACUAAAAGUUCAAGUCGUUAAUAAGUUGAAGUAGUAAUGUUGUUUGCGUUUUUACCGAAUUGGAUAAAAACUAUAAACCUUGUACGUCCUUCGUAAAUUAUCCUGAUUAUGUGUGGUCUAUUGUAAUACUUCUGUAUCUUAAUUUAAAUGAAUUACUGUCUUAUUACAUACUUGAAGCGUUAAGUUUUGACUUUGAAACUGUAUACAGUUUAAUAUCUAUUUAAAGAAUUGCCUUUUGGAUUAUCUAUGACUUUAAUUAUUAUAACUUAACUGAUUCGAUCGAAAAUAUGUCAUUAAAAAGUAAUAUUAAAAUUUGAGUCUUAUACAAUGCCAGGGUAUACAAAAGUAUCAAAUAUCUUCAUUUGAUUUUAAUCCCUUAAUAAAUUGUUAGUUGAGUUUAAAUUCAUUUGCAAAUAUUUGAUAUUUGGUGGCACCCCUUUUCUAUUGAAUGUACAUUAUUGAUAAAUACAAAGAGAACAUGUAAUGUGCUUUAAAAAGAUGAGAUUUUGGUAUUACAUUUGUAUGACCAUUGAAUUCAUAAUUAUAAAAUGUUUAAAAAGACUAAUUUUAAACAUAUAUUGUAAGUCUUGUGACUAAGUUGAAUUAAUUCUGUCGAAUCGUUUAACUAAUUAAAUUUUUAAGCAAUAAUAAACAUUGGAAAUUAUUAUAUUAUUAUAAAUAGUUAAAAUUCCUAAAUAUUUUUUAUGUUGUCACUACUUGAAUGUAUUUUUAAACUAUAAAAAAUAAUCACAUGUUAUGUGAUGUAUUUGCUUGCGUACACUUUUUAUUGAAUUUAUUUAUAUAUAUCAUAUUUUAUUUGAACACUUUUCGAUCUUAUAUUUUUAAAUAUCUAUGGAAACUUACAUGUGUAUGUUAUUCACAAUUAAUUAGAAAGCUGCGAAUUACAGUUCCAACUUUAAGCUAUUAUCGUCUUUAUUAUAAAAGUAAAACGGUCUACAAUGGCACUGACUAUUUGCACUAUACAUAACACAGAUACUUCGAAUCUUAGUCGAGCUGUUGUUGUUACUAUUUUGAAUUUAUGAAUUAAGUAAUAGUAACUUCUAGCAGAUAUUCUGAACCACGAGUUCUCAUCGUUCAGCUUUCACUGAAAUAUCCAAUGUCAAUUAUUUAUUCAUUACAUUGAUACUCAAUUUGUGACUAGUUUUUAAUAUAGUCUGCUUAUAUUAAUUUUUCUUUAUGAUUUUUCCUUCUCGAUGGAAAUUAGCGAGGCGUACCUAUAGAUUAAGGAAUGGUCGAGAUUUAUGGUUAUCUCGGGUGGGUACUGGUCAUUUUCAUUUUACAAUGAAUUCUCAGUCUUAAUAAGAGAAAUAAUAGGUUUCAAUUUCGUGGUGGUUACUAUUGUUGGCACUGCCUUUAGAUGAUCUCGUGCACGCAUAGCCCAUUAAGGGGCGGGCGCGGUCGGUUGAAUGUUCUAAUUUAUGUUCCCGUCCGUAGUAAAUUACUUUACAUUCUCAGUAAAACUCACGAAUGUACUUGUCUCUUUAGUGGGAUUCGAGAUUACCUCAUCAUCCUCCUUUCAUUUCCCCAAAAGAAUCGUUAUCACUCGCAUUUUUAAACUUAGUUAGAAAGAGAUGACACCGUCCGGAUGAACGGGAGGGCACGCAUCUCGCAUCGACGAUGUCCAUUCCAGCAUAUAACUCGAACAAAUCAAACGAUUUGUACUUUAACAAUACAUUAUAUCAUACAACCGUAGUUUAUAAAAAAAAUACUUAGUAGUCUUGUAUUGCUUUAUCCCGAUAUAGUGACGCCGAUUUUAAUAUUCUCUUUGUUUUUGUAUGUACGUUAUGUUCAUAUAAUAAUUAUUGUCUGUGAAUGGUUGUAAUUUGAUUUUGUUACAAAAGUAAUGAAUUACCAUAAACAUAGAUGAUAUGGCGAGUUGGUAAUAAGUUUGUGUGCUGUUGAAACGUUAUUUGAUCACGGCGGAUUGAAUAUUGCAGACGAAUGGCGACGUCAAAUAUUUAUUUUAUAUUCAGGUUGUGAUAUAGGAAGUUUGCCGAUGUUUUUACAAAAAGUUGUAUGAAAUUUUGGUACUGUUAUAUAUUAUAUGGGCAGCUCAAAAACUCGGGGUUGACGCGUUGGUAAUGUGGCUGCUUCUUAUGUUCCAACAGUGUUUAGGGACAAUUAUUCUCGUUUGCAAUGUUCGACGAGCCGGGUAUGCAUAUAUUGUAGGUUUUAUUUUUUAUUUAGUCAUUGUGAACUAUGUUCAAUUUGUGCGGCAAACAAGUAUGAUACAUAAUUAUUAUUAUUUAAAUUUGGCUCCGUUCCUAUAGUGACGCCACUUUAUAUCAUUAUUCAUGCCUAUAGUAUGAUAGUUAAUAAAUAAAAUAACAGCAAUAAAUGAAACAGAUUGUAAUGUAUUUUUUUUUUCAGAUACGCGACAUUUCCGCGAACAUAUUGUAUGUUCAAAUCCGUUGAGUUGUUUUUCAUUUGGAUAAAAAUGUUAUAUUUAACGUGCAAUAAUUUAUAUAAACAUUCUUUUAUGACGUGUAAAAGAUAUAAUUCAUUUCGAUAUGUGUAUCCCGUCGAGUACCCGAGCGAACUGACUUUCUAUUCCUACAAGACUGAAUGUGACAUUUCAUCAUUGUACAGUCCAGUGAAAAAGUAUGUACCUAUACACUUUUGGCAUGUAGUCAUCGUUGUUGUAAUGAGAAUAAGAGAUCAUGAUAACAUUGCGUGUGCAUAUUUUUUAGAUUUGACAGUAAACGACCACGCGGAUCUGGGCUAAUGUCAAUUGAAACAUUAUAGCGAUCGAUUUGAUUUCAUAAUUUAUUUUUAGUGAUGAUGGUAUUUUUUGGAGAGUUGAACUUUUGAAAGGUUUCCCGGCGAGCGUCGAUCGGCCCGAGCUAGUCAUUUCGUAGUAUUGUAUCUGAACUUGCACAGUUUUAUUAUAAAACGAUUGCUAACUUUAGUACCAGAGAUAAACUAUCAAGUCUCUUCUUCUUUUUAAUUAUUGGCGUUGCCCUUGUGGAUUUCGCCAGUAUCCAGUAUUUCGCUUAGUUUGUUUCCUAAUUUAUAGACUCUGAAUUUUGUUUUGUGAAAGCCCAAAUUAAAUGUUGGAUUUUGAAAGUUUUACCUUUAAGAGACGUACUCAACAUAUAUAUAUCGCCGAUGUUAGUAAAUUCUAUGACAGAAAAAUCAGAGACAACACGUCUCAGUUUGAUGUUUCUCUUCUGUCAUUGUCAAUUUGCUUUAAGCGUCAAUUUCGUUUAAACCAGGUACUAACUUUAGUCGUCGUUUUGUUAUAAUGGUGGUUUCGGUGCGGCGUUUUGUAGCACAUUGAAUAUUGAAGUGACGAGUCAAUGCAAAAAAUAUGUCUUGAUAUUCGAUGCAUUUAAUGAUUUAACCCUUACUUUUGGGUAAAUAUUUUAAUUUAAUAUAGUUGAAGUUAAACUUUUGAGUUAUUAGAAAUGUCAUAGAACAUAGGUAUUGCUGUAACACAAGCGAUACUUUUGAUGAUGCGUCACUUUUGUUUUCAAUGUGUCUUUUUUUUUAUAAGCUCGGCAUCUAAUUGAGACCUGACUGAUACGUCACCACAAUAUGUCUAAGAAAUGUUAUUUUGACAGUUGGCGCUUGCAAAGCAAAAUGUCACUUUAUGUGUAAGACAGAACACUUAGAAUAUCAAUUUUGUUUAGACUGCGCCUUUAUCAUAGGUUAUAUUUUGCUAAGCAAAUGCCAGUUCAAAAUAUAGUAACGUAACGCAGAGUACUGCGAACUGUCGGCAAAGUCGCGGAUGUUGUAUAAAUAUUGUACAGUUUAUAGAAGACACAUUUGUAUAUUUUUGCUUGGACCGGCGGCGUGGAUUCGAACUAGCGUGAUUUGUGUAGCGGCAACAUUUAUAAAUGUCGUUUAUGAAGCGCAUGAUGCAAUUUUUAACACUUAAGACUCCGGUUAUAUAAUAAUAACCGACGUUCGACUGUCGGGUGGUGCGUUGCGCUGAUCACUUGAAAUAUAAAUAUAAGGUAAUUUGGAUAGUCACGGAUAUUGUAGUCAUCACAAAAUUAUAUCCCGCGUUAGAAUUUAUUCGUAUUCAUUUCGGCUAAGUAUGUUUGAAGUGUUUUAUAACAUAAAAAAUAAAUAAACAUCUUGUUGUGUCGUUUUCAUAUUUUUAGAAAAAGUAUAGAAUUAUGCGAUUAUUGUCGAAAUGUAAUAUGGAGUUUAUAAAUAGAUUCUUUGAUUUAAUUUUCUUUACAAAAUAUUGUGAACAAAUCGGGUGUAUUCUGUUCGUCAAAUGGAACGUUAAUACUUAUUGUACAAUCGUGCAGUGUAAUCGAACGUAAUGAGAAAUUUUGAAGUCUUUAAACAUGAUUAUUACCAUAGUUGUACCUAAUUGUUACAUUCUAUUUGCUAGAUAGAAUAAUCAAAUUAGAAUUGGUAAAGGAAGUCGAAUUUUUUGGAUUGUGACCGCGUGAAUCGUGAUCCUCCAGCGCGGUGUGCGAAGCGUCCGAGGCCGCUGAAGUGGCGUGUUUUGAGCGCUACUUGCCAAUUAGCAACAGAAAAAUCAAAUCAGCUUGUACAUUGUAAUUCUAUAGAUAAUUUUCAAUCACGAUUAAAUAUCUUGCACUAUUAGGGCCCGUUUCAUCGAUUCAAAAUGUCAAGGUAAAAUGUCAAAUAAACGUUUUUACAUUGAUAUCUGUAUCAUAUUGUCUGAAAGUUUGUUUCGAUGAAGUGAAAAAUGGGCCCUCACAAUUUCAUUUUAUCGACUUGAAUUACCAUUGCGAUUAUUUAUUGCUUCAUCAAUCGUAGUAAGGUAAGCGACGCGUCGCGGCAACACUGCCGUGACGUCACAAUUAGUUAAAUUAUAAUUUUAAAAUUUCGCUUACUAAGUAAGUCAUGUUCAAUCGGUUGGCUUGUGGACGCACGAAGAAGAAUUUUGAACUGUAGUUUAUUAACUUUAUGUAUUAUAUAAAAUAAAACAUGAUGCUUUGAAACUGAAUUAUUAUUGUAAGUAUAUAAAAAUAAAUAUUAAUAUUCAUAGAAACAGUUGUCAGUGUUUAUUUUUUCUGUAAGAUGUAUGGUUAAAAAUUUUGCAUACGCAAUUUGACUUGUAUUCGGUUAAUAAGGUCACAACCUGUUCAAAAAUACGAAAAUAUUGUUAACUCAUAAUUAAAUAAAGCUUAUUAUAAGAUAUUUGUUUUAUUCUUUGAUCCAAUUUUUGAUUCGUAUUUAUAACUUUUAUUGGAAUACUCUGUUCAAUAAGGUUAUGCUCGUUUCUCACACAAUCUGAACUUUAUGGGAUAUUAAAUGUAUUCUUUCGUCUAAAAUUUGAAGCAGAUGUACAUAAAUACCUACUUUGUGAUACGGUUCAGUAAUAUGUAAAUUGCCAGGGAAUUUUUCCUAAAUUGUAAUUUUUUUCCAUUAAAUUAGCGUCCAUAAAUUUCUGACUAUUGAGCGUUUAUAUAUUUUUUUAACAAAAUAAUUUCAGCAUUAAAUGUUAGUUCAGCAAUGAGCAAAAUUACUGAGACUGAUUUUCGUUGUUAGGGGCCAUCCAUAAAUUACGUGACACGUUAGGAGGGGCGGGGGGUUGACGAACUGUGACAUUAGAACAAUAUUUAAUAGAAUUUGUAUAGAUAAACAUGUGAAAGGAGUAAAAAUCAUGAAUUUUGUGUGACGUAAUUUAUGGACGGCCCCUUAUGGGAAAAUAAAUAAAUUUAUACUUAAAAAAGGUACAGAGUCGCUGAUUAGUUCAUCAUGACUAAGCUUAAACUAUUGAAGUUUGAUCCUUAACUUAAUUACGAGUGAUUGGAAAGGGUUCGUCAAUUUGAAUUUAGAAAUGUGAAACUUAUUAAUGGGUAUAUAAAAUAUGCUACCUACCAGCAGAGCGACCGCCUAACUCUCUAGCUAUAAGAUACGACACCUUAGCGAUGUUGCGUCGAUAUUUCGUAUCAUAUUACUACAUUAACGUGGACUUUAUUAACGACGUAAGAAUGAUAAAUAACGAUGAUUAUAGAUUUAACAGGGGCGUUACCAAAUUAGUAUUUUUAUCCCAAAUUUAUUUACCAAAAGACAUGUCAAAUAAGUGAGAUGAAACGGAAUACUGCCAUAACAUCGCUAAGAUGUCAUAUCCUAUGGUUAGAGUCGGGCGGUGGAAAUACAAGCUUUUAAGAGGGUUAAUUAAGUUAUGAAACACUGCCCAUUUUGUAUUAAGAAAAAAAAAUUAUUUUAAGUUAUUAUAUGAAUAAUCUUUUAGAUGUCUCAUGUAUGUUUAUAAAUAAAAGUAUUUAAAAAAAGUUGCCUACACAUGUCUUUAAAAUACAUUUCCUGCACCUGUUCGGUUCAACGACAUUGUAGCUAUAGAAAAAAUGCAAUCAUUCUCAUUUAACGCAGACAAUGUAUCCGGGGUGAAUACGCAAGUCGUACGAUCAUGAUCUUACGUAUGAUAUAUUCGUAUCUAAUUUAGCGUAGCGUAAAGCUUGGAAUAAACAAGUAAAUCAGUUUAGAUUUUUUUUUUCAAUCUACAAAAGAAAAUCACAAAUUUAACGUAAUUUUAAUUAAUAAAGCAUUAAAGCAACAUACCUCUCUGAAUGAGGCAUUUAAUGUGAUCUUAAUUAAGGGAUACAGGAUAUUAAAAUACUAAUAAUUCCAUACAUAGUUUAUUCGAUCUAACGUCUCAUUCCAAUAUCGUUGAUCCCAAGACAACGGCAUAGUUACAUUCCACUUUAGGAUAGUAGACAAAUAAAUUAAAACUAAUUCUUUUCAUACGAAAUAUUAUCUAACACAAGACGAUACACGUAAUUGCACCAAAGUCAAAAUUGUAACAUCAAAAUGCUUAAAACAAACUCUUAAAUCUAAACUGCAUAACAAAGCAUGAUAUUUUAUAAAGAAUAUAUCUGAUAUAUUAAAUUUAGAUUUCUCAAAAUAAUAAAUACUCAACAACUUUCAUUCGUAAUCUGACAGUACAAAGUUCGCUUCGAUAUACAUAAUACUUAUUCUAACAAUUAUAUAAAAUCACGAUUUCACAAUAAAAAGACUAAAUUAUAAUAAACACUCCCCUUUCGAUUCAGGGUAGGCUGUAUUCCAAAUUUAGGAAUCAGUUCAACUUAAAUUUAAAGGAAUAAUUUCAUUGUAACCUUCACGGUCAUUUGUAAAUAAUAAUAAAAUAGUCAUCUGAAUAGAAGCAACAAGAAAAUAUAGAAAUAAAAAAUAUAGGAUAUGUGCUAUGUAAAGUUAAAAAUAAAACAGUGAUAGAAUUUAAAAAUCGCUGAGGGUGCCGUUGACUACAAAACUUUUGACUUCUGUUGUGUUACGAGUGUCAUAAUCUGAAAUUUCCUCUAUGACAAUGUCUUCAUUCUUUACUGGAAUGGGAGGGAACGCGUCGAGGAGUUCCCCUAAUUUUCUACCAGUAGACAUUAGGGUAUUGGUUAAAAAGUUGGUGUCAUCGAUGUUAAGCGCGUCGUCCUCUGGCCGGAUCUUGGAAUCUAUUUUGUAGAAAUGUUCAUAGUUCUCUUCCUUGACUAUAGGCGGCAGGUAGUCCCUGCCAUCCUCGUAGUCGAAUUCCAACUUUUUCAUGCGUUUCUUGAGGUUCGGCGGCCAGUCUUCAUCGAUGGGGAGGUCAACGUAUCCGCCUGGGAGGGGCUUCUGCGUCUCCAAGGUCUUCACCACCUGAUAAUCGUGGUCGGAAUGUGGGCGGUUGAACGUUAUAAGCUCUUCCAUGUUGAACUCGCCGUCAUCGAUCACAGUCUCGUCGAGGACCAUUUCUGUGGGAGAUAAUAGGUUUUUAGUUUCUUAUCUUUACUUAACAAGUGUGACUGAUAUGGGUGUAGACAGUAAACGAAAAUAAAUAC